AUGAUGCUGCAAAAAAAGUUUGAAAAAUUGCCCGGAUUGAGUAACGUUUCGGGCAAAUACACGAAGAAGACUACGGCUGAUGUAUUCUCACGUCCCAGUGUUCUGGACAGUCGGAGCACCACCACACACUUUCAGGGAUUGUCUUCUCAAGAAUCAUCAACCGCUUCCACCCCGGUUUUCAAGUUUGAACCCGAGGAACGCCAUCGGUACCGGUUUGGAUCCACUGCAGUUCCCAGCUCGUGUUCGGUGCCUCAAUUGAAAGAUACUGUGAACAGACAAGUCGAUCGCCGUAGAAGCCACAUUCAAGUAUUAUCAACUAGACAGUCAUCCACAGACGUGUCUUCACCCUCGUGGCCCUCUUCUCUAUCUUCGGUGUCUAAUGAUCGUCAAUUUCCUUCUUCGAAUCUUCCCACCAGAACCUCGGAUAAUUUACGACGCGUCAAAAAGGCGUCGGAAAUUAUCAAGUCUUCUUCGUCGGGAAGCGUUGCAAGUCUGACACACAAACCAACUGGGAUAAUUUUGGGUACUUCUUCCACAGUCCAUGGCUCGGAAACUACAGGCUCCUUGAGUAAUACGCAUGUGACCGUUUCCCGGCCACAUGCUCCCUCCACACCGUAUCCUGUGCGACAGUUUUGCAUGAGUUCGGCGAAUCGCGAUGGAGUUGGACCUAGUUCAGUAUCAUCCUCCUCCUUACAGCAUAGUAUCGAGAAGCCGGCUGAAAACACGGAUUCAAGUGACACCUCGAUUAAUGCUGUGGAGCCCAUUAGAUGUACGCGACCAUCUGUGCUUGUUCGACCUAUGAAUAUGCCAGUCCAAGUAAAUGCCUCGACAGGCGUUGCUUGUCCACCAGAUGCUACACCCAGUUACUCUGGAAUUUCACUUGAUCGAAAUGCACGUGUGCCGUGGAAGAGGCAUGUUUAUGCUGACUCUGAAACCCGUCGAAGAGUCUGUUCUCCAUCUUCAUCGCAGGUUGUCACCUCCCAGCUACAUGGCCCACGUUCCACACACGACGAGCUUAAUUCCGUCGUUGGUGAUCGAAUUCAGUCGUCAGGUUUAGUUUCAUCCCGGUCUGUUUCUGGUGUUCCAUGGCUUUUUAGCACCACUUCUGCUCUGGGUGCUUACCAAGGCCAAGACUUCCGAAUUAACAGUGACAUCAAUAGUGAUAGUGAUCACACUUCUGUGUCUUCCAACUGGUCCCACACGACUAAUAGGUCGAGUGGAUCCGCAUGUCCUCACUGCAGGUUCAGCGCGGCUCCCCAGUCGUUUUGCUCGCACUUCUGUGAGCUACAGCCUCCUCACCCUCCUUGGGGCUCACCUGGUGGGCAUCCUGACGGGGUCGCAAUGCCGGGACCACAAUAUACUCAAUGCGCUUUGCAGCAAUACUUGUCGGACCUCAUCGCGGGUGAAUCUCUCUUGGGCGAGUCCACAAAGUGCAGUGACCGGGACGACAAUUCGUUAGAUAACAAUUCCACGGGAGUCAGUGUGCCUUUUUUUGAAUCCAUGUCAAACACCUCAGAUAGCCAAGGCCUAGAACUGCUUCGUUGCCUGGAAAACCGGAUCCAGAACGCUCUCCGAAACCUCCAUAACUCAGGUGUUCCUGUUGGCACUUUCGAAAAUACCAAUCUCUCUGCUCGUGGAAGUCGCGGUCGAAGCAUUUCUUUUAGCUCGGGUUCCCAGCGUUACGCCUUUCCUAGCGGCACGACUACGAUGCAUUCUUUGGUAACCAGCCCGGCGUACGACUCCGCAGUACCAGAAAAAUCCAGCCAACCGGGGAGUUCUUUGACCGGUGCCAAGGUCCAAAUUUCAAGCCAACUGUCACAAGAGUUGACAGAUCGUAGAAGUAUGUUAGACCAAUUUAGCGAAAACGAACUACGAUACCUUCUAAAGGCGGUCCAUGAUCUUUUGGCGUUGCGUUCUCGGACAUGCGGUACUCCCGGAUCUUUUAGUUCUUCGCCAUCUCCUAUCAUACUGCAACACCAUUCCAAACCGACUCCACCCAAAACCGAUCGUGAAGAGACUCUUGCCGACGGACCGUACAGACAUGUAUCUAAAGAGUGCUUAUUGGAUUCUCAGGCUACGAGUCGUAGCAGCAGCGCGGUGCGUACCGGUUGUAUUCGUGCUUUGAAAUCAGGGUUGGACAGACCACCGUCCUCCAGUGAUGCAACCGCAGUAUCUACUCCCGGGUCAGAAUAUGAUUCUUCUUCAAGUGACCUAAUGCAUAAACGUUUGCCCCUCGGGUUCCAGCAUUUCAAGCGCUAUCUUGACAACAAAUUCGGUCCCGAUCAUCCUCAUCCUCUAUCACCUGGUUUCUCAAUUCGUACAACGACAUCCAGUAGUGGCUACAUAGCUGAAGCAACCAUCGGAGUGCGAGGCGCCAUUGCAACUGUGGAGCAACCCAUUCCGUUGCACACAUCACAUAGCACAAGUACCAAUUCGAUCGCUGCUGGAGAUGUUCAACCGAGACCACUCAAUGCGGAACCCUCGGCCACAAACUGUCGACUCCCAGCUGGUUCGGAUACUGCAAGUCACGUGACACAGUCAGCAAACUGUUUAGUUUCAAGUCGUGGUUCUCUGGGUGAAGCUCACCGUACGGCAACUUGUAGGAAUGCACCUUGCUUGGACUCACCAGUCAACACCACCGAACAUUCACGCAACAAGGCCCCCCUGCCAGUCCCUGACGAAGUGGAUCAUCCCUGUCAACUCGCAGCGGUAGAACUUGGUCACGAUUCCACGGAGGUGCACGCUUUCCCCACAUCCUCAUACAUUGCGCCUAUAACUCCCGUCAAUGUGAACAGUUGUGGGACCGCCCCAGGGCUCCAGUACUAUGAAGAAAGGGACUACCCUCCCCCACAACAAUUUGAUUUAUCACCACCACUUGUUCCACAUACCCCAUACCUUCCGUUCCAUCAAAGGUCUUGUGGAUCCAAUCCUGAGGUGACGGAGACGCACGCUUCCAACUUCCCUAUCGAUUGUUCGGCGCGCUCACGUUGGUCUCCAUACACGCCGCAAUGUUACUGGUGGCCGCACCCAGCUGCUGAUCACUCGCCACAUAAUUCUUGGCUUAGUCAGUUUGUACAAGAGCAGCUGAAUAUGACGAUACCGCAAUUUCCCACACCUCCUCAAGAAACAUGCUCUUGUGGUAUAGAGUUCCAUCAAAUGUAUCCCUACACACACUGGCACAGGCCACAACUUUCUGCUCUGUCCAGUGGAAGUGCGCUGCGGGGCUACGAAAAUGCCCGAUUCGCUACCUAUGCAGACUCGGCUAGGGUAAUGCCCUCAUCCAGCACAACUAUGCAGCUUAACUCAGUGGUAGCGUUUCCAAGCGGACAGUCUGUGGAUGCGGCCUACGGCGGGGCAUAUGGCUUUCCGGACCCAGCCCAAAUGUCUACCGCUCAGUGGGAAUAUCCUUCAUACGUGGACCGCACUCCGUUUAUGCAUCACGGUCCACCACGUGCGUUCUAUCCACUCUCGCCGUCCCCUACAUUCGACUCAGCCAUGUGGAAUUCACCAGUUGCUUGGAGCUCACGACACCCGUAUUGUCAUACGCCGUUCUCACCAUACCACUUCCGCAUGCCACGAUCGGGUAGUGCCGGUGCUGGAUUCGGCUGUUCUUUGGACGGCAGUUCUAACCCAACUGGCUUGAUGUCACAGCGUAUGACACGUGAACGAAGUGUCGGGCCGGACUUGAAUGGGCUCCAACCUUCGAUACCGCGCUCGGCUCACCGCUGUUUAGGUCCCAUGUACCACGCACCGCCCACUCUUCCCAUGGGACGUGGUCCCUCGGACCUUUCUCCACCCGCAAAAGACUCGCCAAGCGUCACUCCAAGUGGUGUACGAACAAUGAGUAACUCUCUAAGUGCCAACGACCUCUCUGGGUAUCGAUCGAAACAUCCGUUUGAGAUGCGAUCUACAAAAUCGAGUUUCGAAUUAUCCCCAGAAUUACCCUGUGAUCCCGCACUGACCCUCACGAACUUCACAGAUUUUUAUUCCAAAAUAGCUGCGUUUAUCGAAAUGGAUAACAGCUUGCAAAUCGCGGUACCCAGUGGCUGGACUGAGCGACGUUCCAGUUUUGGUCGUUGUUAUUAUGCUUGUGAUCAGACCAAACAGGCUAGUUGGAAUCAUCCUACCCUUGGCUUAUACGUGCCUUUGGGAUGGGAACGUGUAGAUUCGUGUCACGAUGGGAUAUUCUACCGAAAUCUGUUGAUCCCCCACUGCCAGCGACAUCACCCAAAUCUGUGGCUUCCAGCUCCCAUGAAGGACCCGGCUGUCGAACGUGAGGGAUUCUUCUCAGACCUUCGACAUUUACAGUCUUCAGUGAGGCAUGAGAUUAAGUUCGAAUUUCGGGAGCUUGAGCCCUACAAAAACGCUACCACGGUGGAAGAGGAAAAAACUUUCCUUACCUUGUUCAAUCAGUUGGAUGUCGGUCUUAUGGUUGAAGUCACUCGGGCGCUCGACCAACUUUUUUACAAAGACCUUCAUGCCCUGGUUGUCUUCUUUGAACAAGAGAGACUGCGAAUAGCCUCAGCACUAUUCACAGUACAACACGUGGAUGAAUUCUAACACACAAACCAUUCAUCCUAACUGCUUUUAUUGUAUUUGCGACCAAUUUUGAUCCAACCGUCUAAACUGCACUCGUUCAUCCAUUGUUUUGUUGAAUUGACUGUUAUACGCCGUUCGCCCAAUUCCCCUUGCUGUGAUCCAACUCGCGCAUUCUCAUUGGGCUAGUUACACAUAGUACACAAGAUACCGCUACAUCUCAACCCAUCCACCUUUCAGCUUUUUCUCUAUUUCCGAAACCAUUUACUCGUCGCCACUGUGGUACCCAUCGGAAACUGGUGUGCCUAACUAUCCGUCAUCUUUACUGUUUGUAGGACUCAGUUUCCUUAUGCAAUACAUCUAUCAGGCCAAAGUUCAUCUGAAAUAUUUUCCAGAGGGGAUUCCUCGGAGUCACUGGGGCAAUUUGCAUGAUAAGUUAUGCAGUAGUAUGAGU
Molecule: messenger RNA, 4990 nt
Organism: Opisthorchis viverrini
Lineage: Eukaryota; Metazoa; Platyhelminthes; Trematoda; Opisthorchiida; Opisthorchiidae
Exons: 13
Coding region: 1-4560 (1519 amino acids)
Molecular function (GO): protein binding
Source: RefSeq, a predicted model, not a curated record